Molecule: messenger RNA, 399 nt
Organism: Drosophila suzukii
Lineage: Eukaryota; Metazoa; Arthropoda; Insecta; Diptera; Drosophilidae
Source: RefSeq, a predicted model, not a curated record
GUCCUGCACUUGAAUAACUAGAAGCUAAUAUGGCAAUCCGAUCUGUUGUUGUGCUCAGCGUCCUGGUCGUCCUGGUCAAAGGAACACACAUAUUGGAGCCGGAAUCAGCCGUUGAAGCUCAUUCUGCCGGAGGUGUUUCUUCGCAAGGGGCCAUUAGUUUUCCCGAAACGAGACCAGCUCCAGGAUCCCAGUCUCAAUCACCAGCUCCUCGUCCGGCUCCUCGUCCUGUGGGAGCACCUCGCUCUGUGGGAGCACUUCGUCCUGCUGUUGCUCCUCGUCGUCCGGCUGGAUCCAAAUCCCGUCCUUCAGUUGUCGUCAACUCCGUACGUCCCAUUGGCGGAGGAACUGGUCAUGGCCAAAAUCGCAAUCGCAUCCAGAAACCCUACUAAAUCAAAUAGA